Molecule: messenger RNA, 1589 nt
Organism: Brassica oleracea var. oleracea
Lineage: Eukaryota; Viridiplantae; Streptophyta; Magnoliopsida; Brassicales; Brassicaceae
Product: U-box domain-containing protein 4-like
Exons: 2
Coding region: 98-1492 (464 amino acids)
Molecular function (GO): protein binding
Source: RefSeq, a predicted model, not a curated record
UUCAUUUCUGUUAGUUCCUUGUAGGCGGAGACGCGAGUGAAUCUCCUCCAUCUUCGUCUUCUUUCCAAGCCUUUUCGUCCUUCUGGUUUCUUCAGAAAUGGAAAGUGGUCAAAACCCAGAUUGGGAAACCGAGUUCAACCGCUUCGAACAAGCGAUCUCGUCCUCUCCCGCUCCGAUUCGCGUAAGAUCCGUUAUAAAGCUAUCAGCUUUAGCUAAUCAAUCACCGGAGAGUAUCCUAACCCGCGCAAUCCCGAUCCUCGCCGGUCUUCUCCGCGUCUCCGAUGACCCCGAUCGCUCCGUCCAAGCCGCCGCCGCGCAUUGCUUGAAACGAAUCGCCUGUCUCGGCGGCGAGUUCGCGGCGACGAUGGGGAGGUGCGGCGUGAUCGCUAGCUUGUUAGGGCUCUUACUCGAGGCGGCCAAUGAUAACGGUAUCGUGCUCCGAAGGAUCUGGGUGAAGUGUUUGUGGAGUUUAGUUACCUUCGGAUCUUCGAUUCGAAUCGGGUUAGCUAGGUUAGGCGGUGUAGAGAUCGUGACACGUGAGUUGAACACGUGGGAAGAUGAUUCGAGUAGAUGGUGCCUGUUAGAGAUUCUUACUGCUCUGACGACGAUACGAGAGAGCAGACGCGUUCUUGUUCAUAACGGAGGGUUGAAGUUUCUUGUCGAGGCUGCUAAAGUUGGCAACUUUGCGUCGAGAGAGAGAGCUUGUCACGCUAUUGGAUUGAUCGGUGUUACUAGACGGUGUAGGAGGUUGCUUGUUGAAGCAGGAGUGGUUCCAGCUCUUGUGGAUCUGUUUCGAGAUGGAGAUGAGAAGGGAAAGCUUUUAGCUGGUAAUGCCUUGGGGAUCAUAGCGGCUCAGUCCGAGUACAUUAGGCCUGUUACUGAAGCUGGUUCCAUUCCUUUGUAUGUGGAGCUUCUCUCGGGAGGAGAUCCGAUGGGGAAAGAUAUUGCAGAGGAUGUGUUCUGUAUACUAGCUGUAGCUGAGGGCAAUGCUGUUUUGAUAGCGGAGCAGCUUGUGAGGAUCUUGAGAGAAGGAGAUAACGAAUCCAAGUUUGCUGCUUCUGAUGUGUUGUGGGAUCUCGCGGGUUAUAGGCAUUCUGUGUCUGUUAUUAGAGACUCUGGUGCGAUUCCUUUGCUGGUGGGGCUUGUGAGAGAUGGGUCUCUUGAGUUUAGGGAGAGGAUCUCUGGAGCUAUUUCUCAGCUGUGUUACAACGAGAACGACCGUGAGGUCUUUUCUGAGUCUGGUGUGAUACCGAUUCUGAUUGAGUGGUUGGGGGAUGAGUCGGAAGAGCUUAGGGAUAAUGCGGCCGAGGCGCUGAUUAAUUUCUCAGAAGACCGAGAGCAUUAUGGUAGAGUGCGUGAGGCUCUAAGCCAUCCCGUGAUUCGGAGUAUGCAGAGCAGACUUGCUAGAAUCAGAGCCUCUCAUGAACAUUUGGUUAGGUCAAUGCGAAGGGUUACAAUCGAACAUCUUGCCCGAGAUCCAUAUCUUCCCUAACGAACAGAUCCAGUGGUUGGACCAUAAGAAUCAUAGACUACUUCAUAUAUAUCAGAGUGUGGCUGUUCAUAGCAAUUGGUGGAGCACUGAGCUAGGC